Molecule: messenger RNA, 1017 nt
Organism: Saccharomyces mikatae IFO 1815
Lineage: Eukaryota; Fungi; Ascomycota; Saccharomycetes; Saccharomycetales; Saccharomycetaceae
Gene: BUG1
Product: Bug1p
Exons: 1
Coding region: 1-1017 (338 amino acids)
Source: RefSeq, a predicted model, not a curated record
AUGUCUGAGCAGGAGUCUGAUGAAGCCAAACGUGUGAAGCAAUUGGAAGAAGCUAGGAAGAGAGUGGAGGAAUUGAAGAAAAAGAAAAUUAAGAAAAGUAAAGGUAAGAAGAACAAAAAUAGCAGCGUCACUAGCUCUGUAGAACCAGAGCUUCCAGGUUCGGAUGAUAAACCAGGAGAAGAGCAUUCACAGGAACAAACCGAGGAAGUUGAUUCUACCAAACAUGAAAACAACAUUGAGGAUUUGGAAAAGAAUAAGGAUACCGAAGAUACUGAGAACAAAGAUAUAGAACGAGUUGAGUCAGACAAUUCUGGGGUUGAAGGGGAAGAAACAAAAGAAGACAGUGUUAUGGCAACACCUGUAGAACAGGAUGGCGCUAGAGUUACUCAAAAAGUGGAAGUUCAAGAAUCUACAGAAAACGACGACAUCAUUAUAAAAUCGGCAGAUGUCGAAAAAACUAUAGAACCACAAGAAGAGAAGAAGGAAUCUUCAUGUUCACCUGGAACAGCAGAUGAUCUAUUUGCGAAUGAUAACGAUGAAGAGUCCGACUUCUUGACCACGAUUGAAAAGCAAAAAGAAGAGGAUGAGUUGACUAAAGUAAGGGCGGAACUUGAGGAACUCGCACAAGAGAAUAAACAAUUAAAGUUCUUGAACAUGGAUAAUGAAACUACUGUCGAUGAUUUACAAGAUCAGUUGCAGGAGAAAGAAGACGUGAUAAAUAGUUUACAAAACGAUUUACAAUCUAUGACGGAUGAACUAAUCGCAACGCAGCAAAGGCUAAAGGAAGCAGAGGCUAAAUUAGCGAGAAAUUCCACGCCAACACCUAUUCAAUUUGCAGAUUUCAAUGCUUCAAGUAACAAUCUAACUCCCUCACAGUCUGCAAAAAAUUGUACUACGCAGAUGGCUCAUGGCAACAAUGCGGAAGUGGACCGUGUUAUGCUGGAUAAAUGGCGCCAUUGGAAUGUGGACAUGACCACUUGGAGAAGUAUUGGUUCAGGCCCAAUAAUGGAGUUUUGA